Agrilus planipennis (emerald ash borer) is the source of this 1984-nucleotide messenger RNA. Its product is annotated as zinc finger protein 184-like. Bases 306 to 1748 code for a protein of 480 amino acids. The transcript has 3 exons. The record is from RefSeq and is a predicted model, not a curated record. Gene Ontology annotation, cellular component: nucleus. Gene Ontology annotation, biological process: regulation of DNA-templated transcription. NCBI's taxonomy places the organism in Eukaryota, Metazoa, Arthropoda, Insecta, Coleoptera, Buprestidae. Gene Ontology annotation, molecular function: DNA-binding transcription factor activity, RNA polymerase II-specific; RNA polymerase II cis-regulatory region sequence-specific DNA binding; zinc ion binding.
UUUUGUAUAAAAAUAGUAUCUUAUCGUUGCUUUACGUUCGUUUACUCAUACACAAAUAGCAGAGAAUCUCAAAAAAAAUUAUCUGUUACAUUUCCCGCCACAUAUUUAAAUUGCCGUUUUAAAUUUUCCCGCGGUGUUAUGAAAUCAACAGUUGCGUGCGCAAACGAGACUAGAUUCCAUUAUAUGCUGUAGCGUUGUCAUAAAGCGAUAAACGAUAAAGUAGUGCGCGUCAGUUAUCUUCUAGGGAAAGAAACCUAGAUUAUCAUUUUACUUCAAUUUAUUCGUAUCCUUAUUUACCAACACCAAUGAUGAAAACAUACAGUCGAAAAAAGCCGGACGAGCAACAGGAAGUUAUUUUACAUUUAAAUGAAUUGUGUCGUUUGUGUAUGACAAAAGAAGAUGAACUCGUUCCAAUUUUCAGUGACCAAGAUACUGUGCCUCUUACACUUCGAAUUAUGGCGUGUGUGUCGUUGGAGGUAUUUGAAGGUGAUGGACUCCCAGAUAAAAUCUGUCACCCCUGCAAGUUUCAACUGGAAAAGUCGUACAUUUUCAGAAAAAAAUGUGAGCAAUCUGACAUGAAACUCCGUCAACAUUUGAAAAUGUUGCAUGAGAGAAUUGGUGAUGUUGAAGUGUCAGAAAUGGAUGUAACUGAAACUGUGGAGUCUGAAGCUCAGGAACAUGAGAAAGAAGAGUGUGUUGUAGUGGGAGAACAAAUGAAUUCUGAACAGGACUUAGUCGGACUACCUAAAGUGACUUAUAUCGAACCAGAAGUAGAGAUCCCAGAUGAAGACCCACAAAGUAUCACUUUACCUAUUGAAACAGAUAAUAUCAACAAGGAUGCUUGCACAAUCAACAAUUUACCAUUGAAGAAAGAAGUUGUUGAAUUAGAUGGUGACUCACAAGAGGAAUAUGAUGAUGAAUCGAAUAAUAUGUACCUGCUAGGAAAGCAUGAAGAAACUUCAGAGUUUACCAAUCAGCAAUCAUUAGAACAACAAGAUCUAGAUGCAAUAACUGAUGCUGUUAAACAAACAUUAGCAUCACAUCCUGAUUUGAAUAUCAGUGGUGAAUUACAAAUGACAGUUGAUCAACAGCCAGGAAAACCAACCCAAGUUCAAGUAACUACAGCAGAUGGUUCAGUGGUUGUAAUGGAAUUAACAGCAGAAGAUGAAGUGGAUAUUAAACUUCCGCCUUAUGUAGAUGAGGAGAAUGAUGAGGAUGGUGAGCUGAAAAUAUUCCAUUGCCCUGAUUGUCCAAAAUCAUUCUCUAGAAGAAUACAACUAAGAAGACAUGCUUCUGUACACAUGCAGCAAAGAGGAUUUAGUUGUGGUAUCUGUGAGAAAUGGUUCCCAACAAGGUCUGCAUUAAUAAGACAUGAACGUAUUCAUACAGGAGAAAGACCAUUUCAGUGUGAAGUGUGUCAAAAAAGUUUUGCACAAAAAGAAAUUUUGUUUCGCCAUCUAAUGACACACACAGGACAAAAGCCAUACAAUUGCCCCCACUGUCCAAAAGGUUUUACACAGAAAGAACCUCUGAGGGUUCAUUUACGAUCACAUUUAAAUCCCAAUCCAACUGAUAUACAGUUGCACUACUGCUCACUGUGUCCUAAAGUGUUUUGUCAUGCAUCUGGACUGAGCCGUCACUUGGUGACACAUACAGGGAAGACAUUUAAAUGUAGAGACUGUGAUAAAAUUUUCACUGAUAAAAGUUCGCUAAGGAGACACCACAGACAGACACAACACCAGCCGUAGGAAUAUUUAGUUAUUCAAGUUUCAAUUUCGAAAUGGUAAUUAUGAUUUUUAUGAGCCUUUUCUAUUCAACUGUACACUUUAGUGAUUCUUAUGUAUGUACAUUAGAAAGUAUGAUUCUCAGUUUUAACAGGCAAGUUCGAAAAAGAAUGUUGUUCAUUUAGUUACACAUGACUUUUAGGUAGUUCAAGUAUUUUUAAAAUAUAUUUUAAUAAGUAUGAAAUAAAAUGUUUGUCUUA